AUUUUGAAGACGUACAAACUGGGGAGAGAGACGCGCUGACGUCGUUUCUUGCGGCACUCAGCCAAGCCAACCUCUACCUUUCAAUCGUAAAACUGCAAAACUGCUGGUGUACCGCCGUGAACAAUCCACCGAGGGGAGUUGCCUCGCUAGCACCAGUGGUUCCAAUCUGGUUCUUCUCCACCCUGGGAAGCUUCUGUAGCCAAAUCACGCAUGGAACGACGUUGCUGGAGUAGAAAUGCAGAGGCGCACUUUCAUCCCACAACAAGAACCAUGCCCAUAUUGCACUGCAAGCAGACCCAUGACACUCUUUCAUCUCAUACGACUUUGAUAUGAGUGACAUUGUCUGGGAUACCAACGAGGAGUGAAGACUCUUUUUACCCGGACGGUGUGAUCCCAAAGGACGGUGGGUCCACUGCAGACGUUCCUGUACCGUCAACCUCUGCAUUCAGGAUUUUUUUGAUGGAGCUGGAGAAUAUAGUGGCCAACACUGUACUGCUUAAAGCCCGAGAGGGUGGAGGAGGAAAGCGGAAAGGAAGAAGCAAAAAAUGGAAGGAGAUCCUUCGCUUCCCCCACAUAAGUCAGUGCACUGAGCUGGGCAACAGCAUCGUUGAGAAGGACUAUGUCAGUAUAUGUGAGAAGCAACCUAUUGGAAGGCAACUCUUCCGUCUUUACUGUGAGACCAGGCCCAAACUGCAACGCUGCAUCCAGCUCCUGGACGCAAUGGAGGAUUAUGAGGUGACGCCUGAUGAAAAAAGAAAAAGCAGAGGGGACCAGAUUAUCAAGACUUUUCUUUCUAAACAAUCACUUCAACGAGUCGACAUAGUGGAGGUCUUUGCAGAUCAGUGCAGAGAGAACCUGGAGCUCAGUCCAUGUAAGGAGAUCUUCAGCAACUGCCGCAAGGCCGUCCACGAUUACCUGAGCGGCGCUCCAUUCGCAGACUUUGAGAAUAGCAUGUACUUUGACCGCUUCCUGCAAUGGAAGAUGCUGGAGAGGCAACCAAUCACUAAAGAUACUUUCAGACAGUACAGAGUGCUCGGGAAGGGAGGAUUUGGAGAGGUAUGCGCCUGCCAAGUUCGAGCAACAGGAAAGAUGUAUGCCUGCAAAAAGCUGGAGAAGAAGAGGAUCAAGAAGAGGAAAGGAGAGUCAAUGGCACUCAAUGAAAAGCAGAUCCUAGAGAAAGUUAACAGUAGAUUUGUUGUGAGCUUAGCGUAUGCGUACGAGACCAAAGACGCUCUGUGUCUAGUGCUGACGAUCAUGAAUGGAGGAGACCUCAAGUUCCACAUUUACAAUAUGGGCACACCGGGUUUUGAGAAAGACAGGGUCCAGUUUUAUGCUGCUCAGAUCUGCUGUGGUCUCAGGCAUCUCCACAGGGAAUCUAUUGUCUACAGAGAUUUAAAGCCAGAGAACAUUCUACUGGACGACAAUGGACACAUCCGUAUUUCUGACCUGGGCCUUGCCAUAAAAGUGCCUGAAGGGGAGCUAAUCAGAGGAAGAGUGGGGACAGUCGGCUACAUGGCUCCAGAGGUGAUCAACAAUGAAAAGUACGGGAUGAGUCCUGAUUGGUGGGGGUUGGGCUGCCUCAUAUACGAGAUGACGGCCGGGCGAUCGCCCUUCCGUGCCCGUAAAGAGCGUGUGAAGCGGGAGGAGGUGGAGAGGAGGGUGCAGGAGGAAGAGGAGGAGUACAAUGACAAGUUUACAGAGGACACCAAGGACAUCUGUAGAAGGCUGCUCACCAAAGACCCAAAGCAGAGGCUUGACUGCCAGGGUGACAGAGCGCCAGGCGUCAAGGCCCACUCCUUCUUCAAAAACAUCAACUUCAAAAGGCUAGAGGCUGGAAUAGUGGAGCCUCCGUUUGUGCCUGAUCCUCGGGCAGUGUACUGUAAGGACGUGCUGGACAUUGAGCAGUUCUCCACAGUCAAGGGAGUGAAUUUGGACCAAACUGACAAUGACUUCUACUCCAAAUUUGCUACAGGCAGUGUUUCCAUCCCAUGGCAGAAUGAGAUGAUCGAAACAGAGUGUUUCAGAGAUUUGAACGUGUUCGGCCCUCAAGGGGCAAGACCUCCAGAUCUUGACUGGAGUCAACCGCCAGAGCCCCCAAGACGCAGCUUGCUCGACAGGAUCUUCAGGAGGCACCACCCAGAGGUGCCUAUUUCCCACAGCCGUGUGCAGUCUUCCAGCGUAAACUCUGUGGACUCCAUGUCCAACUCUGCCCCCUAGUGGUGCAGUGACAGCGUGGGAGCCAUACACAAAGUGAAGGAGCUUAGAGGGCUUUUCUGCUGCUGAUUGGUUCAGAGCUAGAGCCUGAGGCAGCCAGUCUAAAGUCUAACCGGCCAGCCCAUAAUGGGGGAUUGACCGGGCCCAGAGACCCGGGCCAUUUUUUUUUAGUGAGAUGUUCAUAGACAUCUGGAAAUAUUUGGACAAACCCUCUUAUCCUCAGGAUUGUUGGACUACAGAAUGGAGCAACUCACGCUGAUGGAAGCGUUGAUGAAAGGACAGAAAACAAGCAUAUUCAGGGCAUCUACAGUAUAAUAAAGACCCAUCACACGAAACAGAGAAGUGGGUCGCAGUGAUGUUUCUUUUUCUUUUCUCCCAAAAAGUUCUGGCCUGUAUCAUGUACCAAUAGUCACCAUCUGUAUAUCACUCAUGAUACCUUCUUUGUGUUUCCUCCUGUCUUACCUCAAAUCACUCCUAAACAUUCAGAACAGACGGCCUCAUUUGUGACCUCAGCACAUAAUGGACAUCGCCUCGCGUACACUCAGGCCAAAGAUUACAGUUAAUUUUUAUGAUACUGUCGUCAUGUUUAGUUAGUGUUCUGAAGUCGUCAUUUAGAACCACCUGGAAUAGUUAUGUGCUCAGAUGAAUACACACAUUCUCCAUAUAUGAGCCUGCAGGCGCGAUGCUAUAGUUCACAUACAGACACGUGUCGGACAGCAUUGUGAGAAUGGUGUUGUGUUGUCAUUGCAUGGACAGAGUAUACGUAAGUACGGACAGCUGUAUCCCUUUGCUUCUGCAUACCUCAUUCCACUGAUGUUAUUGUAUAUCAAGCAACAUGGACGUCUCCCUCAGUUUACAGUGUCAUUUUAUAUUUGACAAAAAAUACUAUGCUGUAUAGCAGUGGUUCCCAAAGUGUGGUACGCAUACCCCCAGGGAUACGUCAAUUGCCAUAGGGGGUACGUGAAUAAAAGUACACUCACAAUUACUAGUGCGCCUGAACGCCUCACAGUGAGUGGCAAGUUGUUCCUUGCUCUGUGUGCACCAUAUCAACAAAUAAGUAAGUUUGAAUGAUUACUUUGUGCUUUAUGAGUGGUUCAUCAUUUAUAUUGGCGUUCCGAUUAACCCCCACACUGUAGCACCGUGAGUGGAGAUUCACCCGAAAAUGAGGCUUUAUUGUUAGUUGUAUAAAUUUCAGAUACUAUUAAGACAGGGUAGUGGUUUUUUUAGAGUUAGGACAUUAUGGACAGAUUCCAGUCAGAUAAUGGACACUUCAUACUCAACCAGCAGGAUCAAAACUAGCAAACUGCUGUCAGUGCUGCUCCAGCUUUUUCUAAAAUGGUGCAUUCAUGGGUAUCACAUAACUCCUCGGACACAAGUUGACACUUUUGUGUAGGUGAUAGACAAUGUUACUAAAUGUUGCACUUAUAACGGACAUCAAUGUUAAAGAAGCAUUUGGACGGAUACUGUUUUAUUAUGAUUGUUAAACUUUCCCCUUCAAUUUUAGUAUGAAAUGAAUAUGCAGACUUAAACCGUAGCCAUUCUGGUUGGAGAAAAAAGUGAAGCUCAAAUUAAGUCUAUUCAAAGGGAAGGAUGCCAACAUCAGAGUGGAAUAAAAGGCAUGUGAGAUGCUAAUUAUUUUUUUUAUCUCAUGUCAAACUUUAUCCUAAUGUCACCAUGCAAAAUACCCCUUUUCACUUGGAAUUACUAUAAAAUGAAUGAACCAUUUAAUUAUGUUCAAUAUUUCAAGUUAAUUAACAUAAGGUUUAUGUUUCUUAAGUGUGCAGGAGUCGGGGGUACAUGGCUUCACGUCAAGUAUCUGAAGGGGUACGUGACUAAAAAGUUUGGGAACCACUGCUGUACAGAAUUCUUUUCUGCACAGUCCCCAUGAAGUUGAAGAGGAACACAUGCACAUAGUCUGACUUAAAUGUUGCACAAUUUAAUAUGUCAUGCUGUUUUUUUGGUCGCCAAAAUGAAAAAGUUUUACCUCUUAUUAAGGCACAUUAUAAUAUUAGUAUUGCCAUGCAUUGUAUGUUUUCUACAGCUGUAUUUCAACAUCUGAAAUAUAAGUGUUCUUGCUCCCUUUAUGCCUUUUCCAUUUCAAUAAUAUUGCUGCAUAAUUGUUACAUGUACUGGUUUUUAUAUUUUGCUCCUUGAUAAUUUUUAAAAUGCCUCAUGUUGUCGAAAGGUCCUUCCUCUUCUUAUAUUUCAAAGACAAAGAGGAUUUUCACGAUGAAUGGUUGAUAUUAUCUGCAUUUUUAUUUAUCUGUUCCACUUCAUUUACGUCCAGAAGAGUAAGACGCUGGAAGAAACUUAAAACACAACUCACAAAGAUAAAGUGGCCUUCCUGCAGCAGCAAAGCCAGUUCAAAAGGACAAGCAUCACCUUGUCGUAUUGUGUUUUAAGAAUGUUAUUGUGUUUUUUGUUUUAUUUUGAAUGUCUGUGAAGAAAUUUAUUUUACCCAUACCGCAGGCCUGACCCCCCCACUAGCUAUGUCAUAUAAAAACAAGAAAAAUCAGACUGAAGUGCCUCGUAUGCAUAAUCUCCCCGACAAUACCCAUCAACACUUUGUGUUCCUCUGACUGUCACUCAUUCGCUGGGGAACAUUGGUUAAAUAGUCAAAUUACAGAAGCAGAUAGGAAGUUUGUGUGGUGACGGAGGUGUGCUGAGUGCAUGUGAAAGCCAAGCCCAUUGUGUCUUGUCAUGUCCCAAUAAAAUUUGUGCUUUAGUUUGAGUACUCUCCUGUAUGCCCGUCUCUUCACUUG
Messenger RNA from Doryrhamphus excisus (bluestripe pipefish), 4976 nucleotides. It is a transcript of the gene grk5l, whose product is annotated as G protein-coupled receptor kinase 5 like. Gene Ontology annotation, cellular component: cytoplasm. Gene Ontology annotation, molecular function: G protein-coupled receptor kinase activity; ATP binding. Lineage: Eukaryota; Metazoa; Chordata; Actinopteri; Syngnathiformes; Syngnathidae. The record is from RefSeq and is a predicted model, not a curated record. Gene Ontology annotation, biological process: protein phosphorylation; regulation of signal transduction; signal transduction.